This is a messenger RNA of Lactuca virosa, 387 nucleotides long. NCBI's taxonomy places the organism in Eukaryota, Viridiplantae, Streptophyta, Magnoliopsida, Asterales, Asteraceae. The record is from the annotation of a GenBank genome assembly.
AUGAUGAUCGUGGUUUCUGAGGAGGAUCCUACAGAGGAGAAUGAUGACACCGAGCCUGACUAUACUCCAGCCGAGCACUCGUCCGAGCCGGACUACAGUCCAGCUGAUCACUUCAGCUUGGACCCUUCCAAGCCCCUUUAUUCACCAGUCUACACACUAGCUGGACUUGAGUUUCUCAGCUCAAAUUAUGAGCUGGAUGAGGACAAGGAGUAUAAUGCCACCUCGCUUGAGAUCUUACCACCCCGCCCCACUCUUUCACAUCGAUAUUUCAGAGCAUACACUACUGGUACUUGGGUGAAACAAACCCCAAGAAAGACUAUUGUCAUCCCAUAUCGAAAGAGAGCAGGAUCCCCACCAGCAUCACCACCGCCAUCAAAGAAACCGUGA